This is a messenger RNA of Anguilla anguilla (European eel), 5049 nucleotides long. It is a transcript of the gene scarb2c, whose product is annotated as scavenger receptor class B, member 2c. The coding region runs from base 134 to 1579 and encodes 481 amino acids. Gene Ontology annotation, cellular component: membrane; lysosome; cytoplasm. Gene Ontology annotation, molecular function: scavenger receptor activity. Gene Ontology annotation, biological process: receptor-mediated endocytosis; protein targeting to lysosome. The transcript has 12 exons. The record is from RefSeq and is a predicted model, not a curated record. Lineage: Eukaryota; Metazoa; Chordata; Actinopteri; Anguilliformes; Anguillidae.
GUUAACGAUGACACCAUUCGCUUGAAGGAAACCGAAAGGCUGCAGAUUCGGUAAACCAGUAUCCCCAUUCCAGUUCAUUUUGGAUAAUUUAACGUCAUUGUGCCAAGCUUUGUGUCGGAUAUUUUAAAGCAAAAUGUUAAAAUCAUGUUGUACAUACGGCACUGGAGUGCUCUCAAUAGUAAUUUUGAUUAUAGGCGUUGCCUUGGUGUUGUCGCAAGUGUUUCAAAACGCACUAUACUCGAGGGUAAAGGAGGAAAUUGUGUUGAAGAAUGGCACUGAUGCAUUUGUGGCCUGGAAGAAUCCACCUCCUCCAGUGUAUAUGCAGUUCUACUUCUUCAAUGUUACCAAUCCUACCGAGGUGAUGAAUGGAGAACGUCCAGCGGUGUUUGAGAUUGGCCCUUACACCUACAGAGAAUUCCGCCCAAUGGAGCAAGUGAGCUUUUCGGAGAACGGAACCAGAGUUUCGGCUGUCAAUCCCAAGACUUACGUGUUUGAGCCCAGCAUGUCCGUAGGACCUGAGAGCGACCUCAUCAGAACUGUGAACAUUCCUGCAGUGACUGCAAUGGAAAUGUUUAAGCACAGCCGUGGAAUGAGCAUUGUCAUCUCUGCACUCUUGAAGUCUACAAAUGAAGCUCUCUUCAUGACGCACACUGUUGGAGAACUUCUAUGGGGCUAUGAAGAUCCCUUCCUAAAAGCUAUCCAUGUGAUACAUCCUGAAAUCGAUGUUAAUUUUGGUCUCUUCUAUAAGAUGAAUGCCACAGAUGAUGGAGAGUAUGUGUUCCUCACAGGAGAGCAGAACUACAAAGACUUCGCCAGAGUGGUUGAAUGGAGGGGUGAAAGUUCUCUGAAGUGGUGGAGCACAGACGAAUGCAACAUGAUCAAUGGAACUAAUGCAGCCUCUUUCCACCCAAUCAUCACUAAGAAGGAGAUUCUAUAUAUGUUCUCCUCAGAUCUUUGCAGGUCCAUUUACGCCCAGUAUGAGAAGGAUGUCAGCGUGUUGGGUAUCCCGGCCUACAGGUUUGUGCCGCCCAGUGAGGUGUUUGCCAACCACACGCUGAACCCAGCUAACGCUGGCUUCUGUGUGCCAGCCGGGAACUGCCUGGCAUCAGGUCUGCUCAACGUUAGUGUCUGCAAACAAGGUGCUCCAAUUAUAAUGUCCUCUCCACAUUUCUACCAGGCAGAUGAGAAGUUUGUUAAUGAUGUUUUUGGAAUGAAACCAAAGAAAGAGUACCAUGAAACGGUCCUUGAUAUCAACCCACUCACUGGGAUUCUUCUGAGGGCUGCGAAACGUCUGCAAGUGAACGUCUACAUCGAGAAAAUUCCAGUUUUCAGCCAAACCGGUAAUGUCCAGACACUGGUAUUUCCUGUGAUGUACCUCAAUGAGAGCGUGACUAUUGAUGAGGAGUCGGCCAAGAAGGUGAGGGCGGUGGUCACCAAGGGCGACGUGGUCGUCAACAUACCCUUCAUGCUGAUUGGCCUGGGCAUCCUGAUAGGCAUAGUCUUCACGGUGCUAAUGUGCUGUCAGCGAGGCCCUGAGUCCACUGCAUCAGAACGGCAACCCCUCCUAAGCUCAUCCUAACGGCGUCAGGGAGGAGAAGCUGGGAGACCGAGGUCACUGUGGUCUCCCCAUUGAAGGUGCCAGGUGGAGAAAGCACUGCUCCAGCAACCAUUGCCUCACUCAACUAAUAGUGUUUCUUGCAUGUUACUGACAUUUCCCGAGGAUUAGAAGGGCCAAUGUACUGGGCAAUCUCCACGAGCUGAUGUGCUCCAAAGAAUGUUUCUAAUACAGUGUGUCAUUUUAUUCUUUUAACCACACACAUGGUAGGUCCACAUGGUGGUGAUAACUAAGAGACUUUCAUCAGUGUUUUAUAUCCUUUUACCAUUUUUACCAUUUUUUGCAGCUUUUUGUUAUACCUGGGUCCCAGAGAUUUACAUUUUCGAAAUGACUAGUAUUGGAGGAUUCUUUCCCAGAAUGGAGAUGUUGAGUGCUUGGAACUUAGCCUGACAGCUAUCGGUUCACCAGACAAUCCUAGUGGAUUUAUGUCUAUGAGUUAUGAUGCCAUCUUGGAGAUGGAAGUUUUAAGCGAACACUGUCAGUGUGGUCCUGCAGAAAGUGGCUUACAAACUUUGAACAUACCACAGUGUAGUAAUCAUUCUGAACAGGAGGUAAAUCAUGCAUUAGAAGCAAAGAUUUUGAAAGAUAAUAUAUUGUGUCAUUAAUUUGACAUUUCAGAUAGUUUGGCUCUUGUUCUUUUUUUACUCAUUGAUAGCAGGCAAGUUGAAGGUUUGAAUCCUUUUUUUAAGGUUUGAAUGCUUCAAGAGUUCCUGUUAAUGAAAGUGAUGCUUGUUGUACAUCAUUUGUUUGCACUUUAAGGGUAUUAUAACCACUUUGACAGGGAUUUUAAUGACUUUGAAAUUACUUUUUUCAUUUGAGAAAGCAGAUUUCUAAUAGUAGGGUUUACUGUUUUCCCUUAGGAAAUAACCUGUUCAGAUGAAUGUCUGUCUUUGCUGAAUAUAGAAUGAACAGGUAAAUGUAUUCGGAAUUCAAAUAAAGAAGUGGAAUUAGGGAUGUUUAUAAGAACAUUGAUCGAUUAAUUUUAUUGAUUAAAUGGUAAAAUUUCGAACCGUUCCAAUGAAUAGCCUAACGUUUGCGAUUAGAUUUUACAUUAGGAGACGUUUCUCCGUCUUUAGACCCCUCGACUGGAGGAAAGUUGCCGAGUCAUGGUUCCCUCGACUGGCAGCAUUCGCAAAACGUCAUUUGCCCAUUCUUAGAACUCCGUUGCCAUCUGAGCACGUGUUUUCAGCUGCCAAUCUCACCUUCAGCAGACUGCACACCAGACUGACCCCAGAGCGCUCAUGCUCAUAUUCCUGUAAGAAAAUGCUUAGGUAUUAAGUUAGCGAAUGGUGUUACGGCUGCAUGUUACAGACAGGAAUAUAGCCUAUCAGCGAUCUUUUGUUGGGGGUUUCACUGCACUUCUGUUUUAUACUUUUACUUACCUUUUUAUUUUCUGCACAUCAAGAGGCCAACUUUACAAAGUGGGGAACUUGCUACCAUUUUGUUAAAUGAAUAGCCUACCACUUUCACUACAGAAUACACUAUUAAAUAGAUCCAUGUGUUUUAAAAAAAAAUUUAUUAUAAGAACUUGUUAGCAGCUACAAGUGAAAGACAAAAAAAACCAAAAGCAGUUAAUUUGUUUAUUACCGAGUUAAGCAUUAAUAAGCAGCAUUAAUAAACAAUAUAUUUUAUCACCAUCGCAGUGGUGAUAAAAGUCUCAGUGGUCCCUCCUCUCCUGUGCAGAUUGUCUGUGAAUCUGUGUUUGUGUAAUUUUGUUUCUUCUCAUUAUGGCUUCAAUACACAAUGCAAAUCCUGUUUUAAUGAUUGUUUGAGCAUGUCUUGAUUAAACCUUUCCGAUUAUACAACUCAUUAACUGGUAGGCCUAUUUUAGUAGAUAUUAGGCUGAUGAGUUAAAUCAUUAUUAAUUGAUUAAUGGGCUCCAAAGAUUGAUCAAAAGAACUGUACAAAAUUUGCAUCCCUAAUUGGAAUGUAGUAGUUUACAUUGUACAGUUAUAAACAGGCACUUGCAGUCAUUUGAAGUGAGACAGACAAUAUUCCCCAUGAAUGAAUGUUUUAAAAAUUGACCCUAACUUUUUUCUUGUUCAUAUUAAUUCUGGGGGUAUAUACAGUAAAAGUUGCCAAAGGUGGAAUCAUUUUGACAAAGAGUCCAGUCCAGAGCCUCAUUUAAUUUUUUUUCUCUAAAUCAAACGCUCAGCCCCGUCCUGUAGAACAGAACGAAACUCCAUUCCAGUAUAAUUUACCUGUCUGAUGGGUAGGGGAGUCUGUUUUUAUUUUUAUUUUUUGCUUUACUACAUGUAUCUGAACCAUGAGAAAGAAAAUCUCUCAACAAGACCUUUGUUUAUUAAGGAAGCAGGAAAAUAUUGGGGUCAUUCAGGAAUCAGACGAUAAUAUAUUAAUGCAGACUUACUGCUAUCGACUGUUGAAAGUUAUCGAUACUGCUAUCGGCAGUUGUUAUCGAUAAGAUAGGAUUAUGGCUGAUAUGCAAAUUUAGUGAAAAUGUCAUGCCUUGAUCAUAGUCAUCUGAAGUACUUGUCCAAAAAGUUUUUAAAAUUUUCAUAAAUUGAUGUUUGUGCCCAUCGACUUCUUCAUGAAUGUUAGUUUUUAUAUCUGCCCCCUCCCCACCCUCCUACCAUUUUUUUCCUCUAGCGGUUUCCCUCUCCUUAGGACAUCAUUGUAAAUAAGAAUUUGGUCUUAAGUGACUUGCUUGGUUGAAUAAAUGUAAUAAAAUAAAUGAAUAAUUAAGUAACUGUGGAAAAUUGCAGGGUGCAUUUGUAGUUACAAUGGAAAACGGGGAGGUAUCCGCAUCAGCCAAAAUAUGCAGUUAAAUAUUGCCUAUUAAUAUUGGCCCCAAGAAUUUCCUUGUCAUACAGCCCUACUUCUUCAUUGUUGAAAAAUUACCUAAAAACAAUAAAAUGAAGAAUGUAAAAUGGGGGUAAAAGUUAAGUAUUCUCAAAGACUAUGUUUCUGCAGUUCAGUCCUUCUACAUUCAGCCGUUACUACGCAACAUGCAGUGUUCAACCUUGACCAAAUGCUAUAAAUGUAUACUUCCAUAUAUAUAUCCACCCCCAAAUUGCAUAUAAAAUAAUAGCUGUAUCAAUACCAAAUGAAGAUAAAAACAUUCACUGCAUGUUAAAUAAAUAACUCUAAACUCUAAACAGUGAUUUUGGCUGCUUUUACCGUUCACAUGUUUGAUGAUAUGGCUUAAUACAUUUCACAGAAGGCAUUGUGUCGUUCAAACAGUUACUGAUGUAAAUAUUAUUUUUUGUGAACUCUUUGUGACUUCUCUUUUAUGCCCUGCAGAUCAUUAGAUUUUUCUGUCUCGACCCAUGCCAGUCUGUUUCACAUAACAACCCAGUGUUUUAUUGCUUUCAAAACCAGUACAUGUUUUAUCAGCUGUGGCACGGUGUUUAAUAAUCAUGUAUUUUUCCCUUCUUCUUCAAGCGUGUGCACUACCAUUGUAACAAUAAAAAAAA